Lepus europaeus (European hare) is the source of this 5398-nucleotide messenger RNA. RefSeq names its product zinc finger protein 709-like. The record is from RefSeq and is a predicted model, not a curated record. Gene Ontology annotation, biological process: negative regulation of transcription by RNA polymerase II. Gene Ontology annotation, molecular function: DNA-binding transcription repressor activity, RNA polymerase II-specific. NCBI's taxonomy places the organism in Eukaryota, Metazoa, Chordata, Mammalia, Lagomorpha, Leporidae.
CCGGCGGCCUGUGGUGGCUCCGCCGCAGCUGCCGUCUGGCUGUGACCUUCACGGGGGCGGGAGCCGCUGCGAGGCCCCCGAAAUGGGAGUUCCGUGGGUGGGUUUACAGUGAGCUGUCCUGCCUUCCGUGGAAUCACACCAUGCCUGAGAGCUGGCCGUGCGGUGGAUCUGUGUAGCCUGUGUUGGAGGAAGGAGGGUAGGGGCCAGUGGAUAAGUCAAGUACGUUGGUUCUAGCUGUCCUGGAGAAAACUGGUCACCAGGAGGCAGCUGUAUGAUGAUCACACUGAGGAGCUGGGAGGAGGGGUGAACUGACUCCUGCUUCUAGUACGAGAAAGUUACACCUGUAUUCAGGGCCUGGCCCAGCGGUAAACCUCCCACCUGCAGUGCCCGCAUCCCGUAUGGGCACCAGUUCAAGUCCCAGCUGCUCCUCUUCCGAUCCAGCUCUCUGCUGUGGCCUGGGAAAGCAGUGGAGGAUGGCCCAAAUACUUGGGCCCUUGCACCUGUGUGGGAGACCUGGAAGAAGCUCCUGGCUCCUGGCUUCAGAUCAGCGCAGCUCUGGCCAUGGCAGUCAUUUGAGGAGUGAACCAGCGGAUGGAAGAUUUAUCUCUUUUACCUGUCUCUAUAACUUUUUCAAAUAAAAAAUAAAAUCUUAAAAAAAAAACCCUGUAUUCAGCAUGGAAGCCGAGGUAGCAGAAAAUUAGAACUCACUGCCACAGGCAUGCCUAUAAUUAAUCGAUUAUGAUAUGUGGCGAUCUCGGACAGACAAUCCUAUGUCCCUGCCGUGUGUGUUCCUGCGUCUGUCAUUACCAUCACUGGCGAUAGCCUGCUCCGUCACACAUUCAUUCGUGUGCCUUCAGGACCCAGUGACCUUGGAGGAUGUGGCUGUGACUUUCACCCCAGAGGAGUGGGCUUUGCUGGAUCCUUCUGAGAAGAAUCUCUACAGGGAUGUGAUGCGAGAAACCAUCAGGAACCUGGCUGCUGUAGGAAUAAAAUGGAAAGACCAGGACCUGGAUGAUGAGCACAGAAAUCUUGGGAGAAACCUAAGAAGUCUCCCAGGAGAGGGGCUCUCUGAAAGUCAGGAUGACCAGCAACGCCCAGAAACCUUCAGCCCGAUUCUCCAUCAGCAUCUGCACGUGAAAACUUCUGCCGGAGUGAACGCCUGCCAAGGCGGUACGUGGGAAGGCUUCACCGGUCAUUCGGCCCUCCAUGGGCACAAGAAGACAGACACUGGACGCCCGCCAUGUGAAACUCAGAAAGAGGAAGAAACACCCGGAGAGAAGGAACGCGGGAGAGCCGUGCGUGGUCAGCUGUGCUGUGACGUUCCUGAAAGGACGCACGCUGGAGAGAAACCCUACCAAUGUAAGGGGCGUGGGCAGAGCUUCCGUUGUCCCAGCUCUUUUGAAAACCACAAGAGGUCACGCGCUGGAGAAAAACCCUGCAAGUGUACAGCACGUGACAGGGCCUUUGAUUGUGCCGGUAAAGUUCAAGGGCACGGUCGGACUCCGAGCCUCCAGGACGCGCGCUCCGAGUGCGCCGAGUGCGGGAAGACCUUCAUCUCCCUGGCCAUGUUUCGCCGGCACAUGCUCACUCACACCGGCGAGGGGCCUUACAAAUGCGGCCAGUGCGGGAAAACGUUCAUCUGCGCCAGCUCGUUCCAGAUCCACGAGCGGUACCACACGGGCGAGAAGCUGCACCAGUGCCAGCAGUGCGGCAAGGCCUUCAGCCUGUCCAGCUCCUUUGAGAAACACAGACGGACGCACACGGGAGAGAAGCCACACGGAUGCACGAAAUGCGGCAAAGCCUUCACGUCGUCCAGUUCCCUCCAAAGACACAAGAAGACCCACACCGGGGAGAAGCCCUACGAGUGCAAGAGGUGCGGCAAAGCCUUCAGCCGCUCCAUCUACCUGCACAUGCACGCGCGGACGCACACCGGGGAGAAGCCGUACGAGUGCCAGCGGUGUGGCAAGGCCUUCAGCUGCUCCCGAAACUUCCGGAUCCACGAGCGCACGCACACGGGGGAGAAGCCCUAUGGCUGCAAGCGGUGCGGGAAGACCUUCAAUUGUCCCAGUUCUUUCCAAAGGCACGAGAGGACUCACACCGGGGAGAAGCCCUACGAGUGCACGAAAUGCGGGAAAGCCUUCAGCCGAUGCAGCAGCUUCCGGAUCCACGAGCGGACGCACAGCCGCCAGGACGCGCGCUCGGAGUGCGCCGAGUGCGGGAAGACCUUCAUCUCCCUGGCCAUGUUUCGCCGGCACAUGCUUACACACACCGGCGAGGGGCCUUACAAAUGCGGCCAGUGCGGGAAAACGUUCAUCUGCGCCAGCUCGUUCCAGAUCCACGAGCGGUACCACACGGGCGAGAAGCUGCAUCAGUGCCAGCAGUGCGGCAAGGCCUUCAGCCGCUCCAGUUCCUUCCGAAUCCACGAACGGACCCACACGGGGGAGAAGCCCUAUGCGUGCAAGCAGUGCGGGAAAGCCUUCACGUCGUCCAGUUCCCUCCAAAGACACGAAAAGACCCACACCGGGGAGAAGCCCUAUGAGUGCAAGACAUGUGGCAAAGCCUUCAGCCGCUCCAGCUACCUGCACGUGCACGCGCGGACGCACACUGGAGAGAAGCCAUAUAAAUGUCAGGAGUGUGGGAAAGCCUUUAGUUACCUGCAGUCAUUUAGAAAACAUGAACGGAAUCACAGAGAAAAACACUAUAAAUGUAAGGAAUGUGGGAAGACUUUCCCUUACCGCCAGUCUGUUCUCAGACAUGAGAGGACCCACACAGGUGAAAAACCCUAUGAAUGCAAAGAAUGCGGGAAGACGUUCAGUACUCUGACAGGCCUGCAAAUACACGAAAGGACGCACACUGGAGAGAAACCGUACACAUGUAAAGAGUGCGGGAAGGCCUUCAUUUACUUCUCCAGCUUUCGAAGACAUGUGAUCAUGCACACUGGGGAUGGACCGUAUAAAUGCGAGGCGUGUGGGAAAGCCUUCAAUUGUCCCAGUUCAUUUCGGAUACACGAAAGGACUCACACUAGAGAGAAACCGUACCAGUGUAACCUGUGUGGCAAAGCCUUCAGUUGGCCUGGUUCCUUUCAAAUACAUACGAGAACUCACACUGGAGAGAGACCCUACAAGUGUAAGGAGUGUGGGAAAGCCUUCAUUUAUCACACUACCUUUCAAGGACACAUGAGCAUUCACACUGGAGAGAAACCGUAUAAAUGUGAACAGUGCAGGAAAGCCUUCAUUUCUCUUGCAGGUUUUCGAAAACAUGUAGUACUGCAUGUCGGAGGUGGACCUCAUACAUGUGCGGAGUGUGGAAAAACAUUUAACUCUCCCAGGUCAUUUCAGAUUCAUAAAACUACUCAAGGAUAGAAGCCCUAUGAACAUAAACAGUGUGGGAAAGCCUCCAUUUGCUGGAUGACUUUUCGGGGACACAGGAGAAUGCAGACUGCAGAGAAAUCCCUUGAAUGUAAAGGAUGUGGAAAAGCCUCCAGUCAUUGAGAGUCAUUUCUGAAGCAGUGCAAGAACAUCAUGGCACAAAACCUCUCAAAUAAGCCCAGUUCCUGAAGGUUUCCUGCAUCACAUCUCUGAAGGAUCCAGCAAAGACCACUCCUCUGGGUGAAGUUCACAACCACAUCCUCCAAGGCCACUGAGUCCUAAGACAUCUCAGGGGAGGAUGAGUGAGAUUGGCAGAAAUUGGAAUGCCCAUUGGGAAAUUCACAUGGAAUCUCAAGCCACCCUGGAAAGGAACAAAGUUGAAAGUCUCUUCUUGAUCUCAAAACUUACUCAGAGUUACAGUAAUCAAAGCUCUGCGACUGGCAUAACCAAUGGAAAAGAAGAGAGAGCCCAGAGACACCCCUUCACACAUGUGAUAAGAUUUUGAACAAUGUGCCAGGACAUUCAGUGGGAAAAGUGCUGAUAAAAUGGAGUACUCACAUGCUGAAGUCUAGAGCUGGAUCCUUACCUGGCUUACACUAUCUAUAAAAAUAAAACCAGCAUUGGCACAGUGAUUCAGGACAGUGCUUGGGAAUUGCAGAGUUCAAGUCCCUGCCCCUGGCCACACUGGGCAGCAGCAGUGAUGGGAGACCCAGACUGAAUUCUGUGCUCCUGAUUUUGGGUUGGACCAGCCCCAGGCGUUAAGGCCAUUAGAGGAAUAAACCUCUGUGUGUCUGUGCCUUUCAAAUAAAAUGAAAAUAACAAUUUAUUAAGAGCAUGAACUAAGGGGCUGGUCUUUUGGUACCACAGGUUAGCUACUCUGCUUCCAAUCCAGCUCCUGUUGAUGGGCCCAGGAAGGCAGUGGAAGACGGCCAAAUACUUGAGUCCCUGCCACCUAUGUGAGAGACCCAGAUGGCAUUCCUGGCUCAGCCCUGACUGUUGCAGCCACUUAGGGGAGUGAACCAGUGGGUGGAAGGUGUCCCUUUCUCUGUCACUGUGCCUGUCACAUGAAUAAUUUUUUUUAAGAUUGUAUUUAUUUAUUUGACAGAGUUAGAGAGAGAAAGGUCUUCCUUUUCCGUUGGUUCACUCCCCCAAAUGGCUGCCACAGCUGGCGCUACACCAAUCCAAAGCCAAGAGCCAGGUGCCUCCUGGUCUCCCAUGCGGGUGCAGGUGCCCAAGCACUUGGGCCACAGCAGAGAGCUGGACUGGAAGAGGAGCAACUGGGACUAGAACCCAGCACCCAUAUGGGAUGCUGGCGCCGCAGGCAGAGGAUUAACCAAGUGAGCCAUGGAGCCAGCCCCGACAUGAAUAAUUUUUUUAAAGGACUAUGAAAUCCAAAUUUAUCAAAGAUAAAAGUAAAGCUAAACCUAAACAACUCUUACAGGAAAAUACAGGGCAGGGAUUGGUGUGCCACAGUGGGUUAAGCUGCUGCCUGCAAUGCCAGCAUCCCUUAUGAGCGCCAGUUCAAGUCCCAGCUGCUCCACUUCCAGUCCAGCUCCUUGCUAACGUGCAUGGGAAGGCAGCAGGUGAUGGCCCAAGUACUUGUGGCCCUGCCAUCCCUGAGGGAAACCCAGAUGGAUCUCUUGGCUCCUGGCUUCAGCCUGGCCCAGCCCAUGCCAUAUCUGUCAUUCUGCAUUUUAAAUUCAUAACAUCUUAAAAAAUAAAAAUUAUACUGAACUGGCAUAAUUAUUUUUUUAAAAAGAAAAUAUAGUGCAAAAGUUUAUUAGCACUGGAUUUGGCGAUGCAGAAACUCAGUCAACAAAGGGACAUACUCAGGUCUGACCUCAUCAAAAUGAAAACCUUAUAUUCCUCAGGGCCUGCUAUCAACAUAAUAAAAAGGUAGCCCAUGGACAAAUUAUAGAAAAUUAGUGCAAAUCAUAUACUUGGCAAGAUGCUAAUAGCAAGAACAUCCAACAGAGUCACACACCCUGUACAAUGAAGACACCUGAUAAAUGAGCUACUAUAAGGCAUCU